Mytilinidion resinicola is the source of this 643-nucleotide messenger RNA. RefSeq names its product 40S ribosomal protein S14. Gene Ontology annotation, molecular function: small ribosomal subunit rRNA binding; structural constituent of ribosome; mRNA 5'-UTR binding. Gene Ontology annotation, biological process: translation; ribosomal small subunit assembly; maturation of SSU-rRNA from tricistronic rRNA transcript (SSU-rRNA, 5.8S rRNA, LSU-rRNA). The transcript is spliced from 5 exons. The record is from RefSeq and is a predicted model, not a curated record. The coding region runs from base 1 to 456 and encodes 151 amino acids. NCBI's taxonomy places the organism in Eukaryota, Fungi, Ascomycota, Dothideomycetes, Mytilinidiales, Mytilinidiaceae. Gene Ontology annotation, cellular component: cytosolic small ribosomal subunit; ribosome.
AUGCCACCAAAGAAAGGAAAAGCCCCUGCCCAGCAGGAAAAUGUCCAGCUCGGACCCGGCGUCCCAGAGGGAACGCUAGUCUUUGGCGUUGCCCGCAUCUUCGCCUCCUUCAACGACACCUUCGUCCACGUCACCGAUCUGUCUGGCCGCGAAACAAUCAGCAGAGUCACGGGCGGCAUGAAAGUCAAGGCUGAUCGCGACGAGUCUUCGCCGUACGCUGCUAUGUUGGCUGCUCAGGACGUCGCAACCCGCUGCAAGGAAAUCGGCAUCAACGCCCUCCACAUCAAGAUCCGCGCCACCGGCGGCAACCGCACCAAGACGCCCGGCCCCGGCGCUCAAUCGGCGCUGCGCGCGCUCGCCCGUGCCGGCAUGAAGAUCGGCCGCAUCGAGGACGUGACGCCCACGCCAUCCGACUCGACCCGCAAGAAGGGCGGUCGCCGCGGUAGGCGUCUAUGAGCGUGGUGGUGGAGAGAUGGACAACCUACGUACUGGGUUCAUUGGUGGGGUGUCUGAGGUCUGGGGAAGAGAAUUCUGGUUGGAACUGGCGACGGAACGACUUUUUUCCUUCUGGAGUCCAGGGAUGGGCUAAGCUGUGAAAGCGGAAAAUAUCCACCAAUACGGAAUCAAUGAAAAUUAUUGAACG